Onthophagus taurus is the source of this 990-nucleotide messenger RNA. RefSeq names its product sn-1-specific diacylglycerol lipase ABHD11. The record is from RefSeq and is a predicted model, not a curated record. Gene Ontology annotation, molecular function: catalytic activity. Lineage: Eukaryota; Metazoa; Arthropoda; Insecta; Coleoptera; Scarabaeidae.
AUAGGAUUUUUAAAAUAAAACUCAAAUUAAUUAUUAUUAAAGAAUAAAUAAAUAAAAAAUAGUUUAAUUAGACGAAGAAUGGCCCAAAAAGUAUUAAUGCAAACCUCGCUCCGACUUUCAUUCACAGUUUACAAACCGGAAGUGCCACCUUCACCGAAAACAACCCCAAUUCUAGUUUUACACGGUUUAUUUGGCUCCAAAACAAACUGGAACAGCACGUGCAAAAAAUUAUCGACCAAUUUAAAGUUGAAAAGGGAUAUAAUAGCGAUUGAUUUAAGAAAUCACGGCGAUAGCCCAAAUUUGGAUGACCACAACUACGAUUUGAUGACGGAAGAUUUAAAAGGAUUCAUAGAAAUCGAAAAAUUUGGAGAUAAAGUUAGUUUUUUAGGACACUCGAUGGGUGGGAAAGUCGCGAUGAGAUACGCUUUACUUUUUCCGGAAAAGGUGCAGCAUUUAAUUGUGGUUGAUAUCGCCCCCGUUAAAUACCAACGUGUGAAAUGGGUCGAACACAUUUUGACCACUCUAACAAAAAUUAAGUUGCCACAAAACGUUGAUCGAGCCACGGCUCGAAAUAUCGUUGAGAAACAACUCAAAUCGAAAAUAAAAUCUAAAGAAACUCGAGAGUUUUUAUUAAUGAAUUUGAUUUCAGCUCCAAACGGAAGUUACAAGUGGAAAUGUAAUUAUAAAGUGUUGCAACAAAACGUACAUAAAGUUAUUGAUUUUCCCGAAUUAAAAGGAAAAUUCGACAAGCCUGUUUUGUUUAUUGCUGGAAGUGAAUCGGAUUAUGUGACUAAAGAGGAGGAACCCUCAAUUAAAGCCCACUUCCCAAAUUACAACUUGAUUUAUAUUGAAGGAGCCGGACAUAAUGUGCAUACGGAGAAGCCGAAGGAAUUUAUUGAGUUUUGCACCAAAUAUUUAGAUGGAACUUGAAUUUAAAUUUUAAUUUAAUUCAUGAGCAAUUUUUUUUAUAAUAUAGAUUUUAAUUAAUUA